Messenger RNA from Symbiodinium natans, 1314 nucleotides. NCBI's taxonomy places the organism in Eukaryota, Dinophyceae, Suessiales, Symbiodiniaceae. The record is from the annotation of a GenBank genome assembly.
AUGGUGCCCAUCAUCUCCGCCCUCUCCGCGGUGGGCCUCCUCCUGCUGGCCGCGUGCUGCCUGCGGAGGUCCCUGAGGACGUCACCGGCUGCCCCAUGGACAGACGUGGGUCCGGAGGCAGUGGUCGUCGGAGGGGCGGCCAAGGUGAGGAACUUCACGUCGCUGCAGCUGGUGCCCUUGUCCGAGGAGGCCUUCUCCAGCCUCCCCGCUUAUUGGGCCCGGAGCGGAGGGAAUGCCGGAAAUGACGCCGGAAAUGCGGGCUACCACUCGUUGCCUUCCGACCAGCUGUCCUUCGAUGAGCUCUUCUACGUCAGCUUUGAGAACCUCCGGCUUUUCCAGGACCUGAUGGACCAGACCUACCGCCCCAUCCCCACGCAAGACCGGCCUUGCCCAAGGAAGGCCCACGACAAGACGCGCGGGGGCUGCGCCUGCGUGCGGCCCGGCGGGGUGCCCGGGCUGCCAACGGGAUUCCAGGUGAAGCGGGUCAUCCGAGUCUUGGACUCGGAGAUGUUCAACCGCUACAUCGCCCGGCGCGAGCAGAUCAAGGAGCGCGGCGCGUGUGCGGCGCCAGACCCAGCCUUCUUUACCAGCGAGGUGGUGAACGCCGGCAUGGACACGGUCUUCCCGGAGCUGCGCGCCGACCUGAACGAGGUGUACCUCUGGCAUGGCACCCAAGUGCGAGCAGGUUUGCGGAUUGCCCAGGACGACUUCCAGAUGACCUUCGCGGGGUCGGGCGCGGGGACGAUGUAUGGCAAGGGCUUCUACUUCUGCGAAAGCUGCACCAAAGCAGAUGAGUACGCACGGGACGAGCCAGGCGGCUACUAUGAUGGCAUUCGUGCCCUUCUUCUUUGCCGCAUUUGUGUGGGGAAGUUCCACUACACCACGGAUCGAGAGCCUUCCGCCAUCGACCACUUCCAGUCGGGGGCCACGGACAGCACCAUCGGAGACCGCGCCAAGGCAGUGAACACCUACCGGGAGGUGGUGAUCUACGAUGCAGACCAGAUCUACCCCGAGUACCUGGUCAUCUACCAGCGCCUGCACCAGGCAGAGUCCCGGCAGCCACUCCAGAAAGAGCUCCCUUUCCUGCUGGAGCUCCCGCUCUACUGGACGAACGUCGGCAAGAACCCCUCCCAGGAAGUCUUCCGAGAGCAUUGGCUCGUGAAGCAGGAGAUCAAGGAUCUGAUCCAGAGGUUGGCCGACGGCUCUUGCAGCGGAGAGCUGCAUCAGGUCAAUGAGGUGCACCGCGUGGAGGACUCAGGGCUGUGGUGCCGGUACUUGAGCUGGAAGCGGGCUUUGGGAAGCGCUCCGGUUUAG